Cucurbita moschata (crookneck pumpkin) is the source of this 1000-nucleotide messenger RNA. Its product is annotated as chaperone protein dnaJ 72. NCBI's taxonomy places the organism in Eukaryota, Viridiplantae, Streptophyta, Magnoliopsida, Cucurbitales, Cucurbitaceae. The record is from RefSeq and is a predicted model, not a curated record. The transcript is spliced from 3 exons. Bases 210 to 773 code for a protein of 187 amino acids.
CUCAGAGAAGUGGCCAUUGCACCGCCACGAUGUCCUUUUUGCCGCGAACCUAACUUUCUUCCGAGAAGCCAGAGUUUCGAUUCCAUUCCAUGGAAGCUCGUCGACUCCGGAAUUUCCUGAAGAAGAAGCGAUUCCCAUCGUCGUCAACUCCAUUUCUUGAAGGAUUCAUCUCCCGCCGCUGUAAUUGUGAACGGAGAGAAUAAUCGGCCAUGGAUGUUCGCGAUCACUACAAGGUACUGGGCUUGAACAGAAGCGCGACGAAGGAAGAAGUCAAGGAGGCAUUCAGGAAGCUGGCGAAGGAAUUUCACCCUGAUAAGCACUCCCAAUCGCCCAAGUCCGUUAGGGACUCCGCUACUUUGAGAUUCAAACAGGUUUCGGAAGCGUAUGAGAUUCUUGGCGAUGAUUGUAAGCGUGCUGAUUAUAAUAUUCGAUCUCGUUGUGCUUCUGGUCCGUCUGUUAAUCAACAUUAUUACUCGUCGUAUAAUUCCUAUGCUAACGGGAGUGGACCCCGAUAUGGAUAUGGUUCUUCCUCUGGAUUUGCCUCUCGCUCUGGUUCUAAUGUCGAUGGCUUGUUCACGAAUUUUCAUAUGCUGCUCCGGUUUCUCACCACGCGUGCGUUUCUUCUCAAUUUGGCUUUCGCCGGUGUUUUAGUUGGUGGCAUGUUUGCAAUUGACACAAGUGGGGAGGCCUUGUGGAAGAUGCACAAUUCUGGGAAAUCGUUUGAAGAAGCCAUGGAAUCAAUCAAUAAAGCCAAAACACAUGAAGAUGCUUAAAGGGCUUGCAUUGGAAAGUCAUUUCCCUACCACCGGAUGGCGUUUUCAUGUCUUCUUCCUGUGGAGAUCACAUUUCUCAAUGUAAGUGAAGUUGAAACUGACUGGACUGUACAAAGAAUCGGAGAGCUGCAUGAAAUGUACAUAUACUAAUCUUUUUCUUGACCCCCUCCUGCUUCAUGUCAUUAUAGAUAUAUAGAUUUUAUGAAACUUUUUAAGUGUUAUCUGCA